Aspergillus fischeri NRRL 181 is the source of this 1944-nucleotide messenger RNA. Its product is annotated as glycoside hydrolase family 32 protein. The record is from RefSeq and is a predicted model, not a curated record. Bases 1 to 1944 code for a protein of 647 amino acids. Gene Ontology annotation, molecular function: sucrose alpha-glucosidase activity. The transcript has a single exon. NCBI's taxonomy places the organism in Eukaryota, Fungi, Ascomycota, Eurotiomycetes, Eurotiales, Aspergillaceae. Gene Ontology annotation, biological process: sucrose catabolic process.
AUGCAUAUCCUUCCAGGAUCCCAACAUGCGGCAGAGUUGGGCAACAGUGGAACUCCAAUACACCCUGUUCGUUGCGAUCCAGAACAGAAAGCCGAGACUAUCCCGCAAACGACGGGUAUAGCUCAUGUGAACCCUAAAUGGCGACCGUCAUACCACCUUGCUGCGCCCCGGGGGUGGAUGAAUGACCCCUGUGGGCUUGGAUAUGACCCGACGACUGAACUGUACCAUCUGUCCUUCCAAUGGAACCCGCACGGGAAUGACUGGGGCAACAUCUCCUGGGGCCAUGCCACUUCGAACGAUCUAGUGUCCUGGCAAAUAUCGCCCGAGCCAUGUCUCACGCCGUCUGCGGAGUAUGAUCGAUGCGGCGUGUUCACUGGCUGCUUCCGUCCUCACGGUCCGGAUGGCAAGCCAGGUGUACUUACGUAUGUAUACACGUCCGUAAAUCACCUUCCACUCCACUAUACUCUGCCGUAUGUCAAGGGCAGUGAAUCGCUCAGUAUAGCAGUCUCCCAUGACCAUGGCACGACAUGGCAACGAUUCGACAGUAAUCCGAUUCACCCCGGCGCCCCUGCAGGACUCGAGGUGACAGGCUGGAGAGACCCUUAUCUGAACUGCUGGCCCUCGUUGCGGGCCCAGCGACAAGAUGGAGUGGCCUCCCCGAACCUGUAUGGAUUUAUCUCCGGGGGCAUUGCUAAAGAGUCCCCAACAGUCUUUGUAUAUGUCGUCAAUCCCGACAAUUUGACUGAGUGGACAUAUAUCGGGCCUUUGCUUCAUGUUGGCUUAAAUUAUCGACCCUCUCGAUGGUCGGGGGAUCUCGGCGUCAACUGGGAAGUUGCCAACUGCUUUACGUUGACAGAUGGCGGCGUCUCCCGAGAUUUUGUGAUCUUCGGCGCAGAGGGAUGCUUGUCUUGCGAGGUUGGAUCAAAGAGAGUACCGCGCUCCCUGCUCUGGAUGUGUAUUAAUGUCCGACCCAGACUGCAGGCGCAAAGCAGUUGCGAGCCUCUCGCAGAAUAUUCAUUCUCGGGGAUCUUCGAUCACGGGUGCUGCUACGCCGCAAACUCUUUCUGGGAUCCGGUCACGGAGGAGUACGUCGUAUACUGCUGGAUUACAGAAGAGGAUUUACCGGAUCGUCUGCGCCAUCGACAAGGCUGGAGUGGCGUCAUGUCUCUACCGCGACUAGUAAGGCUGGUGACUCUUCACCAUGUCAAGCGAGCCCACCAGUCGAAGCUGGAAUCCAUUACGUCUAUCGAAACAGAGCGCCAUUCGCAAGGUACACGGGUGCGAACAUUGAGUAUCCGGCCGGACCCCAGGCUCAACAUACUUCGAACAUCAGCACGAGAGCUGCAUUUAUCCAAAGUACAACUGGGUUCUGUGGCCCAUCAGCCCCCUGCAUUCUUGCCCUUGCGCACUGCUAGGUGGGAAUUGAACGCAACCUUCGUGAUUGGGAAGCACUGCGCGGCAGUAGGAUUGGAAAUCGGCCAUAGCCCUGGUGAGCACUCACGCUUCUUCUUUCCCCCAAAAUUGCAACAAUUGCUGACGCACGAGGAAGAUUUCCACCAGCGCACCACCCUAUCAUGGAAACCAUACGACGAGACGUUCACAAUCGAAAGGCCUUCGCUUCACGAUGCCGGUAUCAACCAUGUCCCCGAGACCGCUCCGCAUACUCUCUUCACCUUCUGCAACAAUAAAGGCGAGGAGGUGACGGAACCGCUUCAGAUCCACGCCUAUUUCGAUGCAAGUGUGCUAGAAGUGUCCGUGAAUAGCAGAACAGUCAUCUCCACACGCAUCUAUACACCCCACGCGCAGGUCUGCACGGGGUUGAAAUUCUUCGCCUCGGCAACCGAAAGCCCGCCGAAACCAUCAACAUCUGCUCCUGCUGCUGUGCUGGUGAGAGCAGAUAUUUGGGAUGGACUGAGUGUGAUUCGUGAUGAAAUUAAGCAUUAG